Pogonomyrmex barbatus (red harvester ant) is the source of this 3995-nucleotide messenger RNA. It is a transcript of the gene wit, whose product is annotated as kinase protein wishful thinking. Gene Ontology annotation, molecular function: transforming growth factor beta receptor activity; ATP binding. NCBI's taxonomy places the organism in Eukaryota, Metazoa, Arthropoda, Insecta, Hymenoptera, Formicidae. The record is from RefSeq and is a predicted model, not a curated record. Gene Ontology annotation, biological process: cellular response to growth factor stimulus; BMP signaling pathway; protein phosphorylation. Gene Ontology annotation, cellular component: plasma membrane; signaling receptor complex.
CCGUCGCCGAUGCGUUUGCGAACGCGCGAUCAGGACGCGACUCAAUGGACACGGGCCUUCUGUCAAAUAUACGACUAUUCGCGCGACGCUUACUCCGAAUGUGCUCGACGGUGUUUUAAAGAGAUGGUGCGAUGUCGUAUCAAACCACGAUAACGCGCGCGGACAAUAUUGAACUUCUACGAGGAUCGCCGAGCAGAACAUGAACUCAGAAUCUCAAUGGCAGUGUUGUAUAUUACUGUGAUGAAAGAUGCCAAUUCUUAAGGAGCUCUGCUUCUGUUGAAGUGGUUCUGGUUCAAGAGGUCUGCUAAAGCACAAUGAGAGCCAUUGUAUCAAUCGCGCUGAUCACACUGCUGUGUGGCAUAAGUUUAGCCCCCAUUAAUGCCAUUAGGAAAUGUGCCAGUAGAAAGAAAAAUGUUGAAAAUCUUUCUUUGAAGAAUUUAGCAGAUGUACCUGAAGAUACAUCCGAUGAUCAUAAUAUAAAUGAAGAUGUCAAAUUUGAGAUAUGUAAUAAUUUUUGUCAUGCCUUAUGGAAAGAAGAUAAAACUGCAAAUGGUACUGAAAUCAUUAUUUUGUCUCAAGGUUGUUGGAAACAAUCUGGUGAACAAAAAUGUGAAAAUACAGAAUGUGUUGCACUCCAGAGAUCUACAAAAGCUUUGAACAAUACAAAAUUUUGUUGCUGUCAUGGUGAUUUUUGUAAUCUCAAUAUUACAAGUUCCAAUCUUGCUGAUUUGGAUAAAAUAUCAAAUUCUCUUUCUCCACAAAAAAGUCAGCCAACUACAGAAUAUCUUGAACAGUCAAACUCUGAACGAUGGAUGCUUAUUAUAGUAAUUGUCAUAGCAUGUACAUUGCUAGUAAUAUGUACCAUAGCGAUGAUUAUAUACAGAACGUAUCAUAAUAAUAUUUUAAUAAGAUUAGGAAAGCCAUUAUCUUAUAAUGACCAAUUUAUGGAUAGCACAGCAUUAAGAACUGGUACUUACACAGUCGAUCAUUUGAAACUCGCCAAUAUUGUAGGUCAAGGUCGAUAUGGAUCAGUUUGGCAGGGCAGUAUGGGAGAUCAAGAUGUUGCAGUUAAAAUAUAUCCAUCACACUAUCGCAAUUAUUUUCAGAAUGAAAGAGAUACUUACUGUUUACCUUUUAUGGAGCAUCCAUCAUUAUUAAGCUACUAUGGUGUAGAUGAAAGAAUAAGCAUGGAAGGUAGUGUUGAAUAUCUUUUAGUACUCAGUUUUGCUCCCGGUGGUAGUUUAAUAGAAUUCUUACGAACGCAUACUAUUGAUUGGAUUACUUUUUGCAAAAUGAGUCUUUCUAUAGUUAAGGGACUUGCUUAUUUGCAUACGGAUAUACGCAAAGGUGACAAGUUUAAACCCUGCAUUGCACAUAGGGAUAUAAAUUCGAGGAAUAUAUUAAUUAAAGCUGAUGGUACUUGUUGUAUUUGUGACAUGGGAUUAGCAGUUCAAAUCUCUGGAUCUAAGUAUUACUCUAAUGGAGAAGAGCAACAUGCUGAAUUAAAAUCAAUUAAUGAUGUUGGUACUCUGAGAUACAUGGCACCAGAGGUAUUGGAUGGUGCUGUUAAUUUACGAGAUUGUGAAAGUUCUUUAAAGCAGAUAGAUGUUUAUGCAAUGGGUUUGGUUCUUUGGGAAUUGGUUACAAGAUGUUCUGACAUUUAUAUUCCUGGAUCGGAUGUGCCGCCAUAUAAACAGCCAUAUGAAAGUGAAAUAGGUCUUCAUCCAACGUUUGAACAGAUGCAAGUUUUAGUAUCACGUAAUAAAGCCAGACCACUUUUAGAAGGUAACUUAGUAGAUAGACCAGGAGUGCGUUUGAUUAAGGAAACUAUAGAAGAUUGCUGGGACGCCGAUGCUGAAGCUCGUUUAACUGCUUUGUGUACAGAAGAACGACUUUCAGAACUGCAGUCUCAUCGUGUAACAAUGCAUUUUACCGAUGGAAGUCCAAUGGUGAAUUCUCAUUGCACCUUAGUGCCUUCAACGACAAACAGUCUUUAUAGUGAAUCCUCACAUCAUGAUAAUGUACAUGUUGUUCAACUUGCGUUGAAUUUGGUGCAAGAUAAUAAUACUAAUGACAGUGCAAUAGCUGAAAAUUUAGUUACAUUAUCACCAUCUGACAGCAUUGCUCACGAACACAGUUUCAAAAAUUCAAACGAAGUAGCGACAUAUAAUCAUACUCAAACGCUUCAGCCAUAUCAAGGCAGAAAUCCAUGUAUGGAAAGAAAUUUAAUGUUACAAUCGGAUUCGUUGGAAGACUUGGGUUGUAACGGUAAUGUUCUCGUUGACAAAUCACUAAAACAUGCGUGUAAUGAACAAUAUAAAACUGGUACAGAAGCACAAGGUUUGGUUUCGCACGAUUACUUAAGUCAACACACUACUCAAUUAACGCAACUUCGGCCGGCAACGCCGAUACCAUAUGUUCAAAAUGUCAUUUCUGAUGAAGGAUCAUCUUCCUACAAUAGGAGAAAACAGACCAAUAUACAGGACACAUCUCUUCAAGAAAGUCCGCGGAAAAAAUUAUUUGCCUGGCCCAAUUUAAAAAAAUUGCUCAUUAACAAGAAAAUGUAUCCGUAUAGCAGAUACCAAAUAGAUAGAGAAGAUUCUAAGUCAAAUUUAUUAUCAAAACAAAAUGUUCAGAUUAAAACUGUUGAAACAAACGUAACAAUCUCGCCUGGAGGAAAAUAUGUAAAUGGUAUCAUUGGUAAAACUUCUACUUCGGCAAGUAUGCCAGUAGAGAAGAAUGACAAAAAUACCGCACAAACGGGGAAGCAAAAACAGUGUGACAGUGAUAACACGCCAUCCAAUGCGCGUCCUUCCACUUUACCGCUUGUAAAUUUAAGAAACAAGAAGCGAGAAAAUAAUUUAAGUCGACAGGAAAGCAUAGAUAAGUUUAAUGAAGUUUUUAAUGUGGGUUCGAAUGUAAACAAUGUACUGAAGGAUCCACAUAUGAGAAUAAAAACACCUGGUGAUUUACCGCCGUCUGUUAGGAAAAUUCGCGGUCGUGCGCAAUCAACGGCACGAUUUUCGCUUUAUGAUGAUCGUAUGAUGUGCAAUAUCCUGAAUGAAGAGGAUGAUCAAAGUGACAAAGCCAUUUGGAAUUCUGUGCCAUUUGGUAUGGAUCUCGGUGAUAGUGAUGGAAAACACUCACCAACGAAACUUGGUACCAAAAAUGUUACGUGCUUUUAAUCAGAUAUAAUAUUAAUGUAUUUGUAAAGUCUUUUUGUCUAUAAUAUAGUCAGAAAAGAAGAAUGCUGCAAAGUACCUUCAGCUUCGAUUUGUGUACAGAAUUUGUGUAUAAGAAUUAAGUAAGAUUUUAUACUCGAUGCAAACUACAUUAAUUAUAUAUAGACACAUUAAAUAAUGAAAUUAAAAAGAAAACUUAGGAAUAUAUUCACACAGAAACUCGUAACUAUUCAAUUGAUUUGUCAUGUUAUAUUGAUAACAUACUUUGCGCGUAAUGAAUGCUUUUGAUGUAGAUGAUUGAGUAUGACAAGUGCACAUAACAAUUAUAGAUAGAAAAUAAAAAAUCAAAUUGAUAUAAUCUAUGCGUUGAGAAUAAUAAAAAAGGAUUUUAUUUAUCAUUUUAUUUACCAAAAUUGCUUUCAUAUGUAUGAUAUUUGUGCAUUAUCUUCUUUAUAGUAUAAAUGUUCUUUUUAAUCGAUUUUAAUCUAGAAUUAACGAAUUCAGUGUAAUCGGUAAACAUGGACAAUCAAUGUUAACGUUUACAUCACAUUAUAAGAUAUUGUUAAUAUCUCGAUGUGUAAUUGUCUUUUACUUUUUUCACAGCAUUUAAAAGACAUAAUCUCUGUGUAAUGUAAAACAUCUCUUAAUGUCAAUAUUUAUAAAAUAUUCUCCAUUUGAUAUUAGUAAUUCAAAGACUUAUGAAAUUAUGAACGAAAGUAAUGUAAAGAUAAUUCAUUUAUAUUCUGAUUUUGCAUGCUUCAUGAGAAAAGCCUGUAUUUUACUUCUAUAUAAAGUAUAAUUUAAGUUCUGAAA